Messenger RNA from Drosophila sechellia, 2803 nucleotides. It is a transcript of the gene Baldspot, whose product is annotated as elongation of very long chain fatty acids protein baldspot. Gene Ontology annotation, cellular component: endoplasmic reticulum membrane. Lineage: Eukaryota; Metazoa; Arthropoda; Insecta; Diptera; Drosophilidae. Bases 277 to 1227 code for a protein of 316 amino acids. The transcript is spliced from 5 exons. Gene Ontology annotation, molecular function: fatty acid elongase activity. Gene Ontology annotation, biological process: fatty acid elongation, saturated fatty acid; sphingolipid biosynthetic process; fatty acid elongation, monounsaturated fatty acid. The record is from RefSeq and is a predicted model, not a curated record.
CAGCCGAACCGCCAGCAAAACGUUCAGUUCGCUUUGCGCCGGCAAAUUCGAUAGUUUUUUGAGUUUGCUGAACCGAGUCGCUGCGGCAAAAGUGUGUGACAGCCAGCCGUGUGUAUUGCGAUCCAGCCAAUUGAUACUGCGAUAAGAGGCGGCGAGCAAAAGUAAUUACCUCAUAGCCAUCAGCGUUCGAAAAUUGUAACCGUGUUUUCUGUGAUAUCUGUCUGCACAUUACCCAAGUAACAUAGCCACCAACUCAAACACAUAAAGCCCACCAAAAUGAUCAACAUGGACAUUAGCGUUACGCCCAACUACUCGUACAUCUUCGACUUCGAGAACGAUUUCAUACACCAGCGGACGCGCAAGUGGAUGCUAGAGAACUGGACAUGGGUGUUCUACUACUGCGGCAUCUACAUGCUGGUCAUCUUCGGUGGUCAGCACUUUAUGCAAAAUCGGCCUAGAUUCCAACUGCGCGGCCCGCUGAUCAUAUGGAACACCUUGCUGGCCAUGUUCAGCAUCAUGGGUGCUGCCCGGACGGCGCCGGAGCUGAUUCACGUGCUGCGUCACUACGGACUCUUCCACUCCGUCUGCGUGCCCAGCUACAUCGAGCAAGAUCGCGUGUGCGGCUUCUGGACCUGGCUCUUCGUGCUCAGCAAACUGCCGGAGCUGGGCGACACGAUAUUCAUUGUGCUCCGCAAGCAGCCACUCAUCUUUUUGCACUGGUACCAUCACAUCACCGUGCUGAUCUACUCGUGGUUCAGCUACACGGAAUACACCAGCUCUGCCCGCUGGUUCAUCGUGAUGAACUACUGCGUGCACUCGGUGAUGUACAGCUACUAUGCUCUGAAGGCGGCACGCUUCAAUCCGCCCAGGUUCAUCUCGAUGAUCAUCACGUCUCUGCAGCUGGCUCAGAUGAUCAUCGGAUGUGCGAUCAACGUAUGGGCCAAUGGCUUCCUGAAGACGCACGGCACCUCGUCCUGUCACAUCUCGCAGCGCAACAUCAAUCUGUCGAUCGCCAUGUACUCCAGCUACUUUGUCCUGUUCGCGCGCUUCUUCUACAAGGCGUACCUGGCGCCCGGUGGUCACAAGAGCCGGCGCAUGGCCGCCUCCCUGGCAGCCCAGAAUGCGGUCAAGCAGUCGAGCAGCCCCCAGCAGGCCAGCGAGAGCUCCAAGUUCAUCGGCGCUGGCGAGGAUCAGGCCGCCUAUCUGCGCAAGGCCAAGGCGCAGUAAGGCGGAGCUCGGCACACCAGCACCUAACUCCCAUCAUCAUCACUCCCCCUGUUUACGGCUAAGGACAUUUAUUUAUGUAGCGGUGUACAAGUUGUUUUUUAAUUUUAAACCUGGGUGGCACACGACCGAUCGGAUGAGAGUUUAAUUUUGUAAGCCAAAAGUUGUACCGUGUGGACAGGCAUACGAACUAUAUAUCUGAACAUGUAUAUAAAAAGAAACAGACGAACCUAAGCUAACCAAAACUCAGAGUCGAGUCAAAAUAAACUGUAUGUAAUUGAGGGGCAUAGAAGCGAGCGCAUGCAAAGCUUGAAUUGAAAUCUGUAGAUCUCUCUAGGGAGAUGUGAAAGGAACGCAGGGAAUUUAGCUGCUCACUAGUUAGCAUGAGUUCAAUUAAUAGUCACUGCUCUUGAUACCUCUUGAUGUAUUUCCCAGCUGCAGUUCUUGAAGUGUGUUGUCAUCCCCAAAGUCGUUGAUGUAUAGAGUUUAUAAUUUGCGGAGUUAUUGACAUGCGCCAAAUGAAUGUGUUUUGUUUUCCACUAGCCCCUGCUGGUAUGUCAACUAUAAUUUACCUCUCGGGUGGAAUUUUGUGUUGCCUCCCAAUUUUAGUUAAAAUUCUCAAGAAGGAUCAGACUCCUGCGACAGGCAUUUUGCUUGAAAUUGAAUUUGAUUUGCUGGAGAACUGUUUUCCUACAUUAACUAGUAGUUGGGGUCUGAGAACUUUGUACUUCUAAGUCUAUACGCAUAUAUAUUUAUAAAACCUAUAUUAACUGAAUAUUAAACACGUGAAAACGGAAUACCAACCAAUAACAAAACACUAAGUUAGUCUAUUUUUCCAGGAUCCAGAGCGCAAAUUGUUAUUGUAAAAUAAUAAACUGUUUUCAAAUCUGUAAGAACAAACAAUAUUUAUAACAGUCGAAAGACGACUGAUAAAAUGUUGCUGACUGACUGGAUUAAAUCGAAGAAGCAUUGUCGUAGUCACCAAUAAAUUAUUUUUGAAAAUUGUAACAUAUUUGGCCGUCAGUCAGUAUAGUUUUAACCAGUGUGUCAUGCUGCUUUACAAAAAGUUCGAUUCUGUUAGGGGAAGGCAUUUAUUUAGUUAACCUGUGUUGAAUGCAUUUGAAUAUUCCUUCAAAUUUCUUGCUGCUUUUUGGUAACUUAGCAAAGCCACAGAAAGUCCUUGAAUGUAACACAAAAAAAAAGAACGUAAAAUAAUAAUAACCAGAGAAAAAUUAAAUUAUAUUUAUAUUUGUAAGCGAACAGAACAGAAGAGAUCGAUUGUGGAAGAACAAAAUCGAGAAAAUGAAAAGCAAAAGUCCUACUUGAAAAGUUAAUUUAGUGUAAGCGAGGAAACUGUAACUGAAAUUGAAACCGGAGCAGAAGCUGAAGGAGGAUCGUGUGAAUGGAGAGAAGGAUCGAUUGAUACUGAACUCUAGCAGGAGAGAGAAAUUGAAACGAACAAACUUGAAAUUUUUGUCGGGUAUACAUACUAAAUAAUAACUAAGCAAGAACACUAAAAGAAUGCUAAACAAAACCAACGGAUAAAUAAAACGUAACAAACGGAAAAGGAUGGAAAGUA